Molecule: messenger RNA, 1764 nt
Organism: Anthostomella pinea
Lineage: Eukaryota; Fungi; Ascomycota; Sordariomycetes; Xylariales; Xylariaceae
Source: the annotation of a GenBank genome assembly
AUGGCGAGCCUACCAGAGCAGGUCCUAGACAUAACCGACAUGUCGCUGCAGCAGCAAGCCCGGAAAGUGGGCGAGGAGACCGAUACGACAUCGCGAACCUCAAGCACCAAAGGAACGGCACCCAUCAUCGUCAACCAUAGCAGUGAUGGUGAUGCCGCUGCGGAACUGGGCAUGUCGCCACUCGAGAAGAUCAAGACACGUUUCGGAGACCGACCCGAGUGCUUCAAGAACACCCUGCAGGAAGUGUCCUUCGUAUUUCAAGCAACAGUAGCGACGGCCACGACAUCAUUCCUGAGCGGCGUUGCCUUGAUCAUCACCGUGCCGGUCUCGAAAGAUCUGGGCAUGACGCAGGGCCAGAUCUCGUGGAUCAGCGCCUCGACUUCUCUGGUAGCAGGAGCAACCCAGCUCGCAUUGGGACAGCUAGCAGACCUGUUGGGCCGGAAAGCCAUGUUCAUCACGGGCAUGGGCUCGUUCAGCGCAUUCGUACUGCUGGUCGCCUUCUCGCAGAACCCGUUCUGGAUGCUCAUCGUCUGCGGCAUCCUCGGCCUCUGUUCCGCCAUGGUCGUGCCGCCCGCCAUAGGCAUACUCGGCGCAGCCUACACGGCGCCCUCGAAACGGAAGAACAUGGCGUUCUCGGCCUUCAGCUCCGGAAACCCUCUCGGCUUCGUCUUCGGCACCAUCCUGUGUGGCAUUGCAACGCAGCUGUCCUCCUGGCGCGCAGCUUUCAUCUUGCUCUGCAUCAUCUGGGCCGUCUUCACCGUCUUCGCCUUCUGGGCUGUGCCGAACGUGGAGAACUUCGAGCGGGCUCCCCUGAGGGAACGGCUGGGCACUCUGAAGAGUUUCGACUACGUUGGUACGAUCCUGACGAUCUUCGGAACCGGCAUGUUCACAGCGGGCUUGACACUGGCACCUGAAGAUAGCUGGUCGAGUGCACACGUAAUCGCUCUGCUAGUCGUCGGACUCGCCCUCUUAGCGUUCUUCGUCUACUGGGAGAAGGUUUUCCCGACCCCUUUAAUGCCUCCGCAUAUCUGGAAGGACCGAAACUUCAGCUUGAUCAUCAUCGUGGUACUCCUCGGUACGAUGAGCUUCACAGCUACUGGCUUUUGGAUCGCCUUCUACAUGCAACAGAUCCAAAUGCUGUCUACCCUGAUGGUGGCUGUUCACUUGCUACCGAUGGCGAUAGCGGGUUUGCUCUGGAACAUUGUCGCCGGACGCAUACUUCACCGCGUCAACAACACAGCCAUUAUGGUAUUCGGUGCUGCGUGCUAUGUUGCUGCCGGCCUUCUGUUCUCAUUCACGGGGCCCGAGAGCAACUACUGGGCGUUCAUAUUCCCGGCUCUAGUGUUGAACGUGGCUGGCGCGGACCUGCAGUACAACGUUGCCAAUAUGUACGUGAUGCAAUCGCUGCCCAGACACCAACAGUCCCUCGCCGGCGGUAUCUUCAACGUCGUCAUCCGACUGUCGAAUACCGUCGUCAUGGGUGUGACGACAGCUGUGUUCAGCUCUAUCGAAAUGACACCGGCAGGCAUCGCAGAUCCCAUGCUCAAGUAUACCAGGACCUUCCAGGUGUGCGUAGCGUUUUCUGGGGCCAGUCUGCUGUUCGCGCCCUUCAUUCGUCUGGGGACCCAAGGUAACGCCCCAAAGGGAGACGCACAGGAGGUCGGGCAGUCGGAAAAGCCAGCGGCUGAAGAGCUCCAUGCAGGCGAAAUUGAUCGAGAGGAGCAAGUGUCUCGGAAGUCAGCUUCGAAGGAUGAUACGAUAUAG